Dermatophagoides farinae (American house dust mite) is the source of this 2488-nucleotide messenger RNA. RefSeq lists its product as uncharacterized. Lineage: Eukaryota; Metazoa; Arthropoda; Arachnida; Sarcoptiformes; Pyroglyphidae. The record is from RefSeq and is a predicted model, not a curated record.
AUUUUUUUUUGAAAAAUUGAUUAAAUUAACAAAAAAUGAUUGAAUUGUGUGAAGCAACCGAAGAUAAUCCAUUCAUACAUGGAAUGUCCAAACAAUUUGUUGCAGCAUUACAACAAUUGUUCGAUGUAAUGGAUACUGAACAAUUGGGUACAAUUUGUUUUGCCGAUCUUGCCAAUCAAUGGGAAGAGGAUGAUGGUGAUCCAUUUUUCCCUAAAGGUUUGAUUGCUUGUUUAGCUAAAGUUAAACUACCCAAUGGUCUGCUAACAUUUGAUCGAUUCUGUGCCGGUAUUAAACUUUGUUUGCUCAAAAAUCAAGUUGAUAUUAAUGAUGUUCGAAUGAUGACAAUAAAUGAUGAAUGUCGUUCGAUGGCUACAUCCGAUUCAUCCAUCACUAUUCCCAAUGGUGUUGAUUGUAAUAGUAGUCGUUCACAAUUAUUACAACCACCACCUGCUCCAGCAUUAUCCACUUCCGUUGAUCGACCAUCCUCAGAACCACAAAUAUUUGCUCCACCACCUCCAUCUUCAUUAUCAUCACCAACACCAACGUCAAGUAGUAAUAAAACGGUGGAAGUGAAUAAUAACAAUAUCAGUUAUAGUAAUAAUCUUAAAUUGACAAACAAUGCCACAUGCACUCAACAAAUGAAUUCACAUCAUUCACAGCCAGUGAUGACAACGGAAAUUCCAACUGCUAAAAAGUUACCCCUUCCAUCAUAUGAACAAGUUAUGGCUGCCAAAAGUAAACCUAAAGUUCCACCGCCGCCCAUUCUAAUUGUGAAUCAUCAUACAAAUUCUGACCAAUCACCCACAGCAACUACAUCUACCACGACGACAAAUUCCGAAUUAAUUAAUGUAGAAUCACAACAACAAACAACAAAACCACCGCCGAAACCGGCCAAACAAUUUCCUCAUCUUUCUCAACAUCAAUUAGAAGAGAUUAAACGUGUGGUCAAUCAUCAAUAUUUGGAAAGUCAAUAUGGCCAAACAGGACGAAAUCGUCCAUCGAUUAAUGAUGAUAAUCAACAACAGCAAACACAACCAUUACAACAUCAGCAAGCAUGUCGUGCCAAAAGUAUGCCACAUUUGAUAGAUGUGUCGCACAAUUCUCAGUCCUCGUCACUAUCGUUUGUUACUGCGGAUCAACCUAAUUAUCAUCAUCAACUGCCUAUGAAUUAUCAAAAACACAUCUAUCAUAAUCAUAGUCAUACCUACCAACAGCAUCAUGCAACUAAUGAGAAUCCAAAGCAACAACAUAAUCAUCAUAAUAGUUCAGCAAAUUCUUUAAUAAACGAUAACAAUGAACAAACACCGAUAAUCAAAACAGUGAUUACUGAUGGAAACUCAGCACCAAAAACUGUUCCUCGAAAUUGCAUAAUGAAAACAUUACAAAAUUGGAGAGAUAAUAUCCUAAGUAAACACCCGUUACCAUCAUUCAAUGAUUUAAUUCUACAAACAAAAAAUACCGGUGCUGAUUUUCAUUGGCCACGUUCAUUGGUCAUAAAAUCAGCUCAAACAUCAACAUCAAAUAUAAAUCGUGAAAAUAAUAAUAUGAACCAGUUACAAGCCUCGCCUAACAAUGAUGAUGAAAAACUAAAUGAUCAAGGAUUCGUUGCUCCCGUUAUAUCAAUCACCAAUGACCACAAUUAUAUCGAUAAUGAUCAAUCAAUGGCCAUGAUGAGUGGUUUUCAUAACUCAUCAUUACAUCGACGAUCAUCGAUUCGUCAACAGAGGCUACCACGAGAACCACGCCGACAUACCGUGGGUGCGAAUGGGAUCGACCUUUAUGCUGUAAAAAAAUUUCAACAACUUGAACAGGAAAAAGACAUAUUGAUACGUGGAUUGGAAGAAAUCGAACAUACAAAAAAAUGGUAUUUGAGACAAAUAUCAUCCAUACAGGAUCGAAUCAAUAUUGUUGGCCGUUCAGGUGGUUCAUCACUGAUUGCAUCUGAUUAUAAUAAUAUCGAUGCUUAUCAGGAACGAAUAAAUUUCCAAGCAGUUCGUAUACAAACAUUGAAUCAACAUUUAACAGCAUUACGUGAUGCUGGACAAAAUUUUCCCAUUCAUAUGAAUCUUGCCAUAAGACCAUUGAAUGGCCUACCAUCAUUAUUAACAUCUCAAGCUGAAACACAAUUAUCACCUCAAUUAAUAGCAAACGGACGUAUGGAUCCAAAUCAGCCAAGACAACUGGUUGUCAAUCCAAAUUUGGUCAACAAAUUGAAAGAACAAAAUCGUUUAUUGACCGAUGAAGUGACAAGAAAAAGUGAACGUAUCACACAAUUGGAAAGGGAAAAAUCUUCGCUCAUACGUGAAUUGUUUCAAGCUCGUACCUAUUCAAGUUAUUAUAAUGGACAUUUUGAUGAUACAUUCAUGUGAUGAUGUCAUUAUUGACAUUCGUUAAACAAAAAAAAAAAAAAUUGCCAUGCCAUAUAACCUGUUGAUGCCUUCUCGUUGGAUGUUCUAGUUUUUGUUUCUUUUUUUUUGCAGAAAAUGAC